Messenger RNA from Thecamonas trahens ATCC 50062, 1938 nucleotides. RefSeq lists its product as uncharacterized. The record is from RefSeq and is a predicted model, not a curated record. Bases 1 to 1938 code for a protein of 645 amino acids. NCBI's taxonomy places the organism in Eukaryota, Apusomonadida, Apusomonadidae. The transcript is spliced from 2 exons.
AUGCGCCCGCCAUUUGCUGUGGUCGGCCACGGCGCCGACCUCCUCGCACUCGAAGCCAACCGGGGCGAGCCGUUCCAGUCCAGGGUCUGGGUAUGGCUCUGCGGGCACUGCCGGUGCAAACACGGAUCGUGGUGGUCGUGGUCACCGUCGCCCUCUCACUCAUCUCCGGCGUCGUCGUCAUCAUCGUCGUCCUCGUCGUCGUCCGCCCACUCGUACUCGACACUCAACAAGUACACCGGGUACGCUGAGUGCUACCUGGUCUCGCUAUAUCAGGCCUCGCUACGGGCACUGUGGAUCUCGCUGGUGGCGCCUGUUCGGGCCAUGGCGUGGUGUCCCUCGCCGCAGGCCGAGGCCGGGGCGCUUGAUGCCAGCGGAGAUCCUUUGCCUCUGUCGCCGUUUUGCGAGUCGUCGCUGCUGGUGAUGCGGGUGACCAGCAGCGUACUCGAGGUUGUGCUCCUCUCACCAGCGUCGUACGUCCACAAGCUGUACUUGGCGCUUAACGGGGCGGCAUUUGCGGCGUACAAGGCGGUGCUGCUGGCGACGCUGCCGGGCGAGGUGGCGGCGGCGAUGAUGCCGGCGGCGGUCGGUGCCGCCGGCCAGGCGCAGGCCGGUGGAAAUCCGUGGGAUGCAUCGCCGGGCAGGAGCAGCGGGGGCUUUGACGACGCUUCCGCCCCGGGCGCAGCACAGCCUGGUGCGCUGUAUGUGCUCGGCUCGCUGAGCUCGCUUGUGAUGGGCGGGCUGUACGGCGGCGCCAUGCUUGCGGGAGUGUGGGACGUAGUGCAGUACGCCAACGUGGCGUGGCUGGCGGUGGCGUGCCUCGGCGGCACGGUGCGGACGGUGGCAUCGGGCGUGCUUGCGAUGUCCAAGGCUGUGAGCGAGCGGACUCCGCUGGCGGCGGUGGUGGCGCUCGCAUGGCUCCCGAUGGUGGUGGCUGCCGGCAACGCUGCGCUCUUCCUCGUCCUCCUCACCUUGCCUGCACUGUCGCUCGGGCUGAUGGCGCAAGUGCCUGCUGUUGUUGUCGGCAUCCUUGUCGGGCCGAGUCUCUGGGCUGGCCAGCUGAGCACCUCGCUCAUGUGGGCUGUCUCGACGCUCGGGAUGUGGCUGGUGGCACGACUCGUCAAGGAGGCGCACCUUGGGACAGCGCGGCUGUUCUUUAUGGUCUACUUUGACUCGACGCUGGUGGCGGACGAGUCUGUCCUUGUCCACGCGCUUGCCCUUGUGGCCUUCCGGGUCCUUCUCACGCCCAUCGACCGGGCCGGGCUCCGGGGCGUGGCCGCCAUCCUCGAGUGGCAGUCGCUCCUCGACCUCCUCGACGACUACACAUACUACUCGACACCGCGCGAGUCGCGCAAGCCAGUGGCGAACGGCAUCGGGACCGCGACCGUGACUAUGCCGCCGUCGUCGGCCCGCAAACAGCGCGCGGCGCUGGUGGCAUCCAACAAGUGGAGUAGCGGGAACAAGGCCAGGCGUGCACCGCAGCGCCAUCUCCCGCCGCCGCCGCCGCCGCCGAUCCUUUCGCCGAUUGCGCCACGGGCGCCUACCCCCCGGGGGUUCUCGACCUCGGUCGAGGCCGCCGACCCGCUCGACGACGAGCGGGUCACCUCGUUUGUGGCAUACGCCGACUCGGACGACGACGAGACGACCCUCGACCGCCGCCUCGACGCCGAGCUUGUCAAGCGGCUCGGUCUGCCGCCGCCGGCCCGACCGCUAUCGUCGCGGCCAGGCACGGAUCGCCGGCGUCCCUCGCGCUCGGUCUCGGUCCUCGGCUCGGUCGCGCGCUCGGUCGCGCGCUCGGUUUCGGUCGCGCUCGCGCGGGUCGACGAUGUCGUCCGCGCCGUCGACGAGUCGCGCCCGAACCUGCGGUCGCCGCCGCCGGUCUCGGCGCGGCCGGCUGUCCUGCGGCGGUCGUUGCGGCUCUCUGCCAAGAAGGGCGCGUGA